AUGGCAAUGGAUGUGAGUGGGUUGUUGUUUCAGACAACUGCAGAAAUAAUUGAUGCGCUGAGCUUCAUGCAGACCCACGUCAUUGAUGAAAACUUCCGCGCCCACAGCAAAACCAACGUUAACUCGGUGCGCUCCCUGCAGCGUGAGCAGCGCAGUCGUAUUGAGCAAAAUUACGGCCCUCGUGCUGCCUCCUCUGACACCAUUGCGGCUCAGCUGAGGGCAGCUUACCGCGGUGAGACGACGUCGCUUGAGCUGACGAGGGAGGCCAAUGGGCGUGGGGCCUCGCCGGCCGUGAUAACCAACAUGUCGCCUGGCAAGUGCCAGGCCUUCAAGAGGGAGAUGAAGCAGCGCAUUCACGAGUGGGAGCGUGCCUUCCUCGAGGACCGCGGGGUCGCCGUGACGGCGCAUGAUAAAGUCUCACUGCGUCAUGUGUAUGAACUUUACAAGGCGGCGAAGAAUCGAUUGAGAGAGACGGAGUCGCCGCAAACUGCCGCCUUUGGGCCAAGCGUUGAGGGCUCUGCAGAGCCUCUUCAACCACAACAUCAUGAUAAACAGCCUCAACAACUGCAGCAGCUGCAACCGUCGCAGCCGUUGCAUGAAAGUGGUGUGCGUAGCGGUGACGCUAAUGGAGAGGAGAGGGGUGGAUCUGUUGGGAUGCAAAGCUCUUAUGCUGCCAGCAGCCAACUGGAAAGCGGUGGUGGCGCAAGGUUUACAGCACCGGCUUCCGUGAGGUCUUCUGUCAACGUGUCGCACCAGGCGUCCCCCGCACGGAAUAUUAGCAAAGGAAAACCAGCGAGUCAGAUGUCAGAUGAAGAGCUUGUAACGGAGAAGCGUUACUUGAAACACAUCCUUCAUCUUUUUGAGAGCAACUUUGAGAAGAGUAAUGGUCGUCCAUCGACGAAAAGUGACCGACAUGUGUGGAUGGCGGAGUACACGCGUUACGGGGAAUUGAAGAACGAGAUUCUCCGUCGCUCCACAAAUGGAAACCAGGGAGGCUCUGCCACUGCCGCUGUAGAGCCCCCCGCAGCUGCCACCACGGCUUCCAUGCCAAUGUCAGACAAAAUUUAG
Messenger RNA from Trypanosoma rangeli, 1068 nucleotides. RefSeq lists its product as uncharacterized. Bases 1 to 1068 code for a protein of 355 amino acids. NCBI's taxonomy places the organism in Eukaryota, Euglenozoa, Kinetoplastea, Trypanosomatida, Trypanosomatidae. The record is from RefSeq and is a predicted model, not a curated record. The transcript has a single exon.